This is a messenger RNA of Tribolium castaneum (red flour beetle), 1254 nucleotides long. Its product is annotated as pancreatic triacylglycerol lipase-like. Gene Ontology annotation, molecular function: lipase activity. Bases 298 to 1215 code for a protein of 305 amino acids. The transcript is spliced from 4 exons. The record is from RefSeq and is a predicted model, not a curated record. Gene Ontology annotation, biological process: lipid catabolic process. Lineage: Eukaryota; Metazoa; Arthropoda; Insecta; Coleoptera; Tenebrionidae.
CGGGUAAAUAAAUCAAAUGAAGGCACGCCUUCGAAAUUAACAGCGAUAAUUUAAUAAAUUUGAUGCGCAAAAAACAAUUACUUUAACGAAGCAGUGCUAAUUACGCCUAAUUUGCAUUUCUUUUGAAUGGUAAUGCCACAAUAUCGCCAGCGGGAGCGUCUUUAUUUAAAUGUUUAUCCUCAACUUAUUCAAAAUAUUUUUAAUUCGGAAUAUGUUCAUAAUAUCCUUGAUAACGUAACAACCGCAAUUGCAACAUAAAAUUUGUGUUCUCACAAUCCAAGAUUUCUAUUGUAAAACAUGGCUCGGGCCGGCAGCAUUAGUGCAGUGGUGGUGCUCGCUCUCACAGUCGCAGUGAAAGCUAACGACGUAACGUUCUACCUGUUCACCAAAGAAAACCCGAACUUCUACGAGCUGAUCCAGCUCGACCAGAGCAACAUUGAGCAGAAUCUGCACGACAACGCCAGGACAGUCCUACUAAUCCACGGCUGGUCAGAAAAUCGCACAGCCGACUGGUUCGAAGACCUGAAAAAUGCCUUCUUGUCGCGCACCGACGUCGUCUACAACGUCAUACACGUGGACUACAACAAAGUGGCCUCAGAGCUGUACCCGAUCGCCGUCAAAAAAAGCGUGGCAGUUGGAAAUCAAAUAGGAAAAUUCAUUCUGGCCAUGCUGAAGGCCGUGUCUUUAUCAAAUAUUGAAAUAUGUGGGCAUUCACUCGGCGGACAAAUUGCCGGAUACGCCGGUCAAUACGUUUUGCGAAAAACCGGCUAUAGAUUGCCGAGAAUCACGGCGUUGGAUCCUGCGGGACCGCUUUUUGAGGGAAUUUUUAACAUCAAUCGGAAACACUUGGACAGGAAUGACGCCGAAGUCGUUUUCGUGAUACACUCAGAUCGGGGGAAGUUCGGCUACAGUUACGCUUGCGGCACGGUGGACGUUUUCCCCAAUAACGGGGUGGCAAUCCAGCCUGGAUGCCCAGACUUCGGCCAAAACGACAUUCUGUUUUGCAGCCACCACAUGAGCUACAGGUUUUACAUCCAGGCAGUGGCACAGCCGCAAAGUCUUUUCGCAAUACAGUGCAAAAAUUACGAGUCCUUCCAGAAGAAGGAUUGCGAGCAGAGCAGGAUCAUUGAUCUCGGGGGCGAGAUUAAUCCGGUGGACCGGGGGACGUAUUUUCUGAAAACGCAGCCACAACCGCCGUACCGAUUAGAGCCCUAACUGUAUUUUAUAAUAAUUGUCUAAUAAAAAAGUUACGUU